Molecule: messenger RNA, 636 nt
Organism: Leptosia nina
Lineage: Eukaryota; Metazoa; Arthropoda; Insecta; Lepidoptera; Pieridae
Source: the annotation of a GenBank genome assembly
AUGAACGGAAAACAGCAGUGUAUUGAUGUUAUUAAGGCGUUUGAGUCUCAUAAUAUACUUUGGGAUCGCAGAGAAUGUCACAGCACUAGGAAGAAGGACGAAGCAUGGAAGGACAUAAGCGAACGAGUCAAUAUGCCUGUGAAGGAAGUGAAACGAACAAUUUAUAACCUACGAGGCGUUUUGCGGAAAGAAAAAUCUAGAAUAAGAAAUUCUUUAACAUCUGGCGGUCAACCAUACAAAUCGAAAUGGUUCGCAUUUGAACACAUGCAGUUUUUAUUAGAUAUACAGGAUCUAGAUAAAUAUAAAUCCAAGAAAAGAAAAAGAAAUAAUACAGAAACUGAAGACAACAGUGAUAACGAAUCAUCGUCUACUGAGGGAAUACCUGUGGAAGAGGCAUGGGUCGAAGAAGUAGCUCAUAGUAACCCACCCACUUUAAUAAAAGAGGAGAAUCUAGGAGCGAGUAGUAAGCAAUAUAAUAAUGAAGAAUCUAACGAGAUUUUUGGCAAACUUGUAGCGUCUGAACUGGGGAAAUACGACAGUGAAACUCUAACAUAUGUGAAGAAGGCGAUUAUGGAUAUUAUAUUCCAAGCAGAUUUGGGCAAUAUAGAACGAAUUCGAGGAGAGACGUUUCAAUAG